Echinops telfairi (small Madagascar hedgehog) is the source of this 5129-nucleotide messenger RNA. RefSeq names its product ubiquitin specific peptidase 40 (gene USP40). Gene Ontology annotation, molecular function: cysteine-type deubiquitinase activity; cysteine-type endopeptidase activity. Gene Ontology annotation, cellular component: nucleus; cytosol. NCBI's taxonomy places the organism in Eukaryota, Metazoa, Chordata, Mammalia, Afrosoricida, Tenrecidae. The record is from RefSeq and is a predicted model, not a curated record. Gene Ontology annotation, biological process: protein deubiquitination. The coding region runs from base 26 to 3730 and encodes 1234 amino acids. The transcript has 32 exons.
AUCUCCUCAAUGGAUUAGUUUCACAAUGUUCGGGGACCUAUUUGAAGAGGACUAUCACAGUGUUUCAAAUAAUCAGUAUGAAAGGGGAAAGAAAUUAAAGACUAAAGCUUUGGACCCUCCAGCCCCUAGAAAAUUCACAAAUUUAAGUGGAAUCAGAAAUCAGGGUGGAACCUGCUACCUCAAUUCUCUUCUUCAGACGCUUCAUUUCACACCUGAAUUCAGAGAAGCUCUAUUUUCCCUUGGUCCUGAAGAACUCGGUUCUUUAGAGGAUAAAGAUAAGCCUGAUGCAAAGGUUCGAAUCAUCCCCCUCCAGCUGCAGCGACUGUUCGCCCAGCUUCUGCUGUUGGACCAGGAAGCCGCGUCCACAGCAGACCUCACUGACAGCUUUGGGUGGACCAGCAAUGAGGAAAGGCGGCAGCAUGACGUGCAGGAACUGAACCGGAUUCUCUUCAGUGCUUUGCAGUCGUCUUUAGUUGGGACCUCAGGCCACGACCUCAUCCACCGCCUGUAUCACGGGACCGUUGUCAACCAGGUUGUUUGCAAGGACUGCGGGAACAUUAGUGAAAAGCAGGAAGACUUCUUAGAUCUCACCGUGACAGUCAAAAACACGUCUGGUUUGGAAGAUGCUCUGUGGAAUAUGUAUGUAGAAGAAGAAGUGUUUGACUAUGACAACUUAUACCACUGUGGGGCCUGUGAUCGGCUGGUUGAGGCGGUGAAGUCGGCCAAACUACGCAAGCUGCCGCCGUUCCUCACUGUUUCGCUGUUAAGAUUUAAUUUUGAUUCUGUGAAGUGUGAGCGCUACAAGGAAACUAGCUGUUACUCGUUUCCUCUCCGAAUCAAUCUCAAGCCUUUCUGUGAGCAGAGUGAAUCGGAUGACUCCGAAUACAUGUAUGACCUCUUCUCUAUUAUUAUACACAAAGGGGGCUGCUAUGGAGGGCACUACCAUGUGUAUAUUAAAGAUGUGGACCAUUUGGGAAACUGGCAGUCCCAGUCUCAGGAGGAGGAAACUACGCCAGCAGUGAACUUGAAUGAUCUGAAUGGAGAGGAAAUGGACGACGACCCAGUGAGGAUGCUGCACGCCCUCCUGUCACAGGAGGAGAGAGAUGUAAUUGCUGUGGAUCAGCUGGGCCAGAGGCUGUUGAACAAGAUCGGUCUGUCCUGGAACAAGAAGUACAGAAAACAGUAUGGACCGUUGCGAAAGUUCUUACAGCUCCAUUCUCAGAUAUUCCUGCUCAGUGCAGAUGAGAGCACAGUGAGUCUGUCCAAGAGCUGUUCUCUCCAGCCCACGUCGGAUUCCCACAGGAAAGAGGGGUGCGAUUUCAAGACACUCACUUCAGAAUCGCCGGGGGUUAAUGACAGCGCCUCCAGCCCCCAUUGGUUUGAUAUAAAUGACUCCAAAGUCCAGCCAAUCAAGGAAGAGGACAUUGAGCAGCAGUUUCAGGGGAAGGAAAGUGCCUACAUGCUGUUUUACCGGAAUUCGCAAUUGCAGAGGCCCCCAGAAGCUCGAGCUAAUCCAAGGUACGGGCUUCCCUGCCACCUGCUGAGCGAGAUAGACGCAGCAAACGCUGCCCUGCAGGCAGAAAGGGCAGAAUGUGAGUCCAAAAACAACGCCUGUGAGUUGCACCUCCACCUGGGCCCAAGUUACCACUUCUUCAAGGGGGCACUGCACCCAGUAGCCUCGCACACCAAAAGUGUGUGGGAUUUGACCUUCGAUAAAAGGCAAACAUUAGGGGACCUUCGAAAGUCAGUGUUUCAGCUCUUCGGAUUUUGGGAAGGAGAUAUGGUUCUCAGCAUCGCCAAGCUCCUCCCAGCAGGCCUUCACGUUUACCGGGCGCUCGAUGGAGACGAACUGACCCUGAGUGACAUGGAAAUGGCUGACGAGGAAGACAUCUUUGUGUGGAACGGGGUGGAGGUUGGCGGCGUCCAGAUUCAAACAGGAGUUGACUGCGAACCCCUGCUUUUAACUGUUCUGCAUCUCGCAACCAGCAGGGAAGGGGGAAUGCGUCAGCAUGUCUUCCCAGCGAAUGCCCCCGUCGCUGCUCUCUUCAGCACCUUAGCAAUCCCAGCAGGUGCCAUCUUUGUGAGCAGGGCCGAGUCCUCAGGAGAAGCGAGCUGGACUGCUCUCCCCAUGGAAGACCUGGAGACGACCUUCAGAGAGCAAGGUCUCCGGGAUGGAAGCUCAGUUCUCAUUCAGGAUGCCGUCAGUAACGGCUACAGUGUGUCUGCCAGACCAGAGAGAUGGCACCCUCAGAAGGAAGAGGCCACCUGGCUCCAGGUUAAAAACAUGUGCUGGGGGCAGUCUGGAGAGCACCAGGUUCUGAUCGCAGCAACUGCUGGCACGGUGGUGGUUGACAUUCGAAUUAAAGCCAUACAAGAAUUAAAAUUAAUGGAGGAACUAGCUGAGCACACCUGUCUGAGACCCAUUGAGAGAGGUGGCAGGCUGCUGGCACCAGUGCCAGACAGUUACACCGUGAAGGAGGCAGACCUGAAGCCGGGAAGUUCGUUGGGACUGUGUCCUGGAAAAGCACCAUCUUCCACUCAGCGGUUCCUGUCCUUCUCCGUGGGGAGUGGCACUCAGCGCGGGGUGGAGAUGGAGAUCACAGGAGAAGAGACGCUCACCGUGAGAGAGUGUCUAAAGAGAAUGCUGGAGCAGUCCGGCCUGCCAGGAGACACGUGGCAUUUGCGGAAGACGGAUUGGUGUUAUGAAGCUGGGGAAGCUCUCUGUGAAGAAGAUGCGACCCUGAAAGAGCUCGGGAUAAGGUCUGGAGAUGCUUUGGUUUUAAUGGAAGGGGCACUUCCUCCUCUGGGUUUCCUGAAGAUAGCCAUCUGGUGGUACCAGCCUCGGGACCCCUCAGGACGCUGCCUCAAGAGUCAGCAGGACCCAGUGAGCUCUGCCACCCCUCACAAUGGCCCCUGGACCACCACGUCCACCCAAGGUGUUCCUGAUCUCGUGCACGCAGACGUUCCCCUCCUCCACCUGGGGGAUGUGGACAUCUCCGAGGAGGCCACCUUGGUGGAUCUGAAGGCCCAGGCCAUGGCCUUGACCGCCUGCUGCGAGCUUGCUGUGCCGUCCCCAGCCUGCCUGCGAGCCUGGACCGUGGAGAGCCAGCGCCCGGGCAGGCUCUUACGGAAUGGCCAGCAGCAGCUCAGGGCCUGCAGACUGGGAAGGAGACCGCAGAUCUGCCUGGAGCCCCUGCAGGAGGAGGAGCACCUGGGCCCCCAGGACUUGGUGCUACGGACCCAAAUGCGUCUCCCUGGCCAGAGGACCUACGGCCCACCGGUGGACAUGGUGUGGGACAUGGCCAGGGGCUGCACCGCGGCCUCCCUGAGGCAGAGUGUGGCCGACGUGUUCGCACUGCCCGUGGAGACGGUCGAGAUUGCCAAGCACUUUCCUGAGAAGUUCGAGUGGACCCCCAUCUCGAGCUGGAGCCAGCACGUCGCCAAGAGGAAAAAGAAGAAAAAGGAAGAUAGUUUACAGGGAGCGCCUUUUUACCUGAGAGACGGCGACACUAUUGGCGUGAAGAACCUGCUGGUAGACCAGGAUGAGGACUUCGGCACUCUGGGAGACGACCUUGGGAAGGAGCGGCAGAGAGAAGCGGCCCUCAGGAGGAGAAAGAGCCGAGAAGCCCUUCGUGCGCAGAGCAGCGAUGUGUUGGCCAGCACAGAGACACCCGCCCGGCCCUGGGGACCAGAAACCCCUCUCUCCAUCCGCGUGGGCAGUUUCAGAUAGCACUGGCCACAGCCGCCUCCCGGGACUCAUCCAGGUGGCUGCUCACCUGUCUCAGGGUCUCACCUUUCAGCCAGCAGAGCCCUGAGGUGGGUGCUCUCCCCCCGUCUUUCAAGAUGAACCCACCGAUCCCUGACGGCAGUUCUUGGGGCCUGCUGUGCUGUUUGCUGAGUAGAUGCAGAUCCCAAAUCCCUGGCCCUAGCACCAAUAGGGGCGCUUGACGCCAGUAAGGUCCACACCCUGUCCGACCGCUGCUGUGCCAGCCACAUGCCAAUCAGAUGUCCGCCUGGCACUCCGUGGACCCUGCCCCUUGUCAGGAAAGGCGCUGCCGUGCCUCAGCAAGUACAGGCUCACCAACGGUGUGUGGUGUCGAGCCUGCGUGUGUGCAGCCUGCGUUGCCCUCACAGGGUCCUGCCCAGGCCCUCCUGUAACGUGAGGGGGCUGUCCCUGGCCUGCUCGCUGCUCCCAUGCCCACCCCACCCCACCCCACCCCACCCCCGGGGCUGGGUUUCUAAAGUGCUGUCACCCUGGAGUGAGGUCUCAGCGGCUCAGAGAAACUGCUGACAGAAGGCAGCCUCUGGGUCCCCUCCCAUGGGGGGGGCCUUAGGGAGGGCCGCUGAGGAAAAGGCUCCACAGAGUCGCUGCCUCAUUGCCAAGCCAGCUGGUGGGAUGUUGCUGGGCCUGCGACGGGCCUGUGUGCGCAGCUUCCUGAGAGGAGGCCCAGAUGGUCGGCCUUUCCAAACCUGCCCCGUGGACAGACGGACAGCAGGGUUCUAGAAACCCAGCACCUUCCUACCCACCUUAGCUCAGGGGCUGAGAUGCUACCUCUGCUUAGAGUUCUGACGGGACACACUUCUCGCGUCUGUCAUCACUGGGAGGGAGUCCAAGGGUGGGGGGAGACCGUGAGACUCGAGUGUCACAGCCUGCCAUCACGAGUAGGCACCUGUGUCAUCACUCGUGCCCCAGUCCUCUGCCCCGCCCACUUCUGAGAGAGGCUGUCAGGAACUGUCCCUGGUGAGGUCAUCACAUUGUAAGAAGCUGGGCCUUGACCAGCAAGCUGCUCCCAGCGUCUCACACACUAGACCAGCCUCAGGGCGCCUGAUCAGAGCUGUGCCCACUGCCCUCCUUCCCUCCGCUCUACCUGUGGCAUGGCCACCCUUCCCUUCGUCGCAGGUGGUGGAGAUUGAACCCAAAGCCAGGCUUGCUGGCCGGCUCUGCUGGGGCAAGCCCAUGCUCCUAGACGUGCCUUAACGUGGCGGCCAGCUGGGCGGGGACAAGGGGCAGUCUGCGGAGGUGGCCUCAGCUGGCUGUCUUGGUUUUUCUUUCUUUUUGAGGAGAGAGGGAGGGGACACAGGGAGAGAACUGUGAGCUUUUGUUUAACAAUAAACUUUUUCACACUGCA